Acanthosepion pharaonis is the source of this 7008-nucleotide messenger RNA. NCBI's taxonomy places the organism in Eukaryota, Metazoa, Mollusca, Cephalopoda, Sepiida, Sepiidae. The record is from the annotation of a GenBank genome assembly.
AUGAACACUUUUCUGGCAAUUUUGUAUUUUUUCCAGAAGCAACAGAGACAGCGUGAUGCCAAAUUGGUGGAAGAAAAAGCCGUAAAGAUCAAGGAAUGGGUAGCGCGAAAACUGGAGCAGUUAGAGGAAGAAAAGCAAGCUUUAGUAUUAGAAAAUAGCAUACUUGGAGAACAGGUACAUAUUCUUCAGAACCGAUAUACAUGCCGACCUUCAAGUCAAGUACAUUCUAUGUAUAGGGACAGUUUGCAGGCAGAAUCUCGCCCUGUCUCCUACGCAACCGGCACCACCCCUCCUCCUGAUGAUCUGAAACGGAGAUCCUUAUCCCCGACCUUGGACCCGCUGAGUGACCCUGGCCACCAUGGAAUGUCGGAGAGCAGCAGCAGUCCAGAAGGGGAGUUGACGUCGCAGAUAUCGGAGGGUGACAGUGAGAACAGUGUUAGUGAGAUUGACCACAGCGUGGGAGGGUACCACGAGGUUGAUCAGAACCAUGAGAGUAUCUACGAGCCAAAGCGUGUGUUCCCACCACAGAUUAAGAUAGAACGGAAGUUCUUCUCGGAACUGCAGCAGCUCGAGUCUCUCAUAAGUUCCAACGGCAGCGAGGAGAUCCUGGAACGUCAGAAAUCCUCAUCUGUGAAGAACGGUAAGGAAGUCAAGGAUCAUGAAUUGCCAUCUUCCAAGUCUUCCUUCCUGACUACACCCGUGAGCCUGACUCCAAAGUCUCCCACGACUCCUGCAGCACAAUAUGUUCCUUUUGCUCCACCCACUUCCCCGAACGGUAUGUUCGCUCCACCUCACAAUUUGCACUAUGUCUCGGCUGUGGCCACCCUACCCCGAAGCAAGUGCCGUUCCCCUUCAAUAAAAUCGCCCGAGGAGAUCUACUCUCAGGUCCCGAAGAGAGAGAUUCGUAUCUCAACAUCUGAUAUACAAAAAGCACAUGAAUAUGAUGACUGGCCAACAUCCCCCUUGGACAGGGACCCUCCUCCAAUCCCACCUGCAUCAGCCACGCCUACUUCAUGCAGGACGGAACCUCUCUAUGAAGAAGUGUGGAAGGGCGCCAAACAUAAAAACAGAAAAACCUCAUCUCCAGACAAAAAAUCAUCGGCCAAUGUUCCUACGACAUUUCCGUCAGACUUCCCAACAUGCAAUGAUUUGUACAAGGAGGUCACCGUACCUGUGUAUGCAACAUUAAAAGGGAAAGCAGCACAGAUUCGGAAAUCUCCAUUCCUGGGUGACACAACCUCUGAUUCUUCAGACGACGAUAUGUGUAACGGUCUUGACAGUAGCCAUUCAGAAGCGAUACAAACUAUUACCAGCCCUGUGAGUGGCCGAACAUUCAGCUCCCUGUCCGCACGCAAGGUACCCAUUAAUCAAAGCAGCUCAGGAGCCAUAAAGAGAGGUGUUUCGUGCCAUUCUGAACUCUCCGAAAUCUCCUGUGAUUAUGCCGUGCCACCCGAUGACGUGUCCAGCAAAAGCGAUUCGGAGUGCUCAGAACCAGAGCAGAAAAUUUUAAAAUAUGCCACAGACAGUCGUAAACACGAUACACUGGAAAAAUGUGGUUACCUUUCGAAGUUAGGUGGGAAAGUAAAAAUGUGGAAAAGAAAAUGGUUUGUUCUCAGGAAUGGAGCAUUGUAUUACUAUAAAUCUCAGCAUGACGUGUUGAGGAAACCUCAGGGACACAUUAAACUGGAUAUGCAGACCAAGAUUAAUAAGUCACAAGGCGAACUGACUUUUGAGGUCACCAAUCCCAAGAAAACUUAUUAUUUGACUGCAGACUCAGCCGCUGAAGUUGACAGAUGGGUCAGAUUGGUCAACAAAGUGGUAAAAAGGCAGGCCAGCAGUUAUCUCUUAGACCAAGUGGACUCCAAAGCUGUUGUCCGAGGCUGGCUUACAAAAGUAAGUGCAAGUAAUGAUUUUUUUAUUUGUCUAUUGUUCAUUUUUCUUUAUUUUUCACUUUCUUUUAUUAAUAAUUUCUCUCCCUUCCUUUUACCGUUCUCUUACCAAGUUCUCUCUUUUCUCUCCUUGCCCAGUUCUCUCUUUUCUUUUCUUGCCCAGUCCUCUCUUUUCUCUCCUUGCCCACUUCCCCCUUUUCUUUUCUUGCCCAGUUCUCUCUUUUCUCUCCUUGCCCAGUUCUCUCUUUUCUUUUCUUGCCCAGUUCUCUCUUUUCUCUCCUUGCCCAGUUCUCUCUUUUUUUUCAAGCCCACUUCUCCAUUUUCUUUUCUUGCCCAGUUCUCUCUUUUCCCUACUUGCACAGUUCUCUCUUUUCCCUACUUGCCCAGUUCUCUCUUUUCCCUACUUGCCCAGUUCUCUCUUUUCCCUACUUGCCCAGUUCUCUCUUUUCCCUACUUGCCCAGUUCUCUCUUUUCCCUACUUGCCCACUCUCUUUUCCCUACCCAGUUCUCUCUUUUUCCCUACUUGCCCAGUUCUCUCUUUUCCCCUCCUUGCCCAGUUCUCCCUUUUCUCUUUCUUGCCCAUUUCUUUUCCCCAUUUUCCCCUUUUCUUUUCCCAGUCCUCUCUUUUCUCUUCUUGCCCACUUCUCCCUUUUUUUUUCUUGCCCAGUUCUCUCUUUUCUCUCCUUGCCCAGUUCUCUCUUUUCUCUCCUUGCCCAGUUCUCUCUUUUCUCUCCUUGCACAGUUCUCUCUUUUCUCUCCUUGCACAGUUCUCUCUUUUCUCUCCUUGCCCAGUUCUCUCUUUUCUUUUCUUGCCCAGUCCUCUCUUUUCUCUCCUUGCCCACUUCUCCCUUUUCUUUUCUUGCCCAGUUCUCCCUUUUAUUUUCUUGCCCAGUUCUCUCUUUUCUCUCCUUGCCCAGUUCUCUCUUUUCUUUUCUUGCCCAGUUCUUUCUUUUCUCUCCUUGCCCAGUUCUCUCUUUUCUCUCCUUGCCCAGUUCUCUCUUUUCUCUCCUUGCCCAGUUCUCUCUUUUCUUUUCUUGCCCAGUUCUCUAUUUUCUUUUCUUGCCCAGUUCUCUCUUUUCUCCUUGCUCUCUUUUUCUCUCCUUGCCCAGUUCUCUCUUUUCUCUCCUUGCCCAGUCCUCUCUUUUCUCUCCUUGCCCAGUCCUCUCUUUUCUCUCCUUGCCCAGUUCUCUCUUUUCUCUCCUUGCCCAGUUCUCCCUUUUCUCUCCUUGCCCAGUUGUCCCUUUUCUCUCCUUGCCCAGUUGUCCCUUUCCUCUCCUUGCCCAGUUCUCUCUUUCCUCUCCUUGCCCAGUUCUCUCUUUCCUCUCCUUGCCCAGUUCACUCUUUUCUUUUCUUGCCCAGUUCUCUCUUUUCUCUCCUUGCCCAGUUCUCUCUUUUCUUUUCUUGCCCAGUUCUCUCUUUUCUCUCCUUGCCCAGUUCUCUCUUUUUUUUCUUGCCCACUUCUCCAUUUUCUUUUCUUGCCCAGUUCUCUCUUUUCCCUACUUGCACAGUUCUCUCUUUUCCCUACUUGCCCAGUUCUCUCUUUUCCCUACUUGCCCAGUUCUCUCUUUUCCCUACUUGCCCAGUUGUCUCUUUUUUUACUUGCCAAGUUCUCUCUUUUUCCCCUACUUGCCCAGUCCUCUCUUUUCUCUCCUUGCCCAGUUCUCCCUUUUCUUUUCUUGCCCAGUUCUCUCUUUUUCUCUCCUUGCCCAGUCCUCUCUUUUCUCUCCUUGAACAGUCCUCUCUUUUUUCUCUCCUUGCCCAGUUCUCUCUUUUCUUUUUCUUGCCCAGUUCUUUUCUUUUCUCUCCUUGCCCAGUUCUCUCUUUUUUUUUCUGCCCAGUUCUCUCUUUUCUCUCCUUGCCCAGUUCUCUCUUUUCUCUCCUUGCCCAGUUCUCUCUUUUCUCUCCUUGCCUAGUUCUCUUUUUCUUUUCUUGCCCAGUUCUUUCUUUUCUCUCCUUGCCCAGUUCUCUCUUUUCUCUCCUUGCCCAGUUCUCCUUUUCUCUUGCCCUUCUCUCUUUUCUCCCUUGCCCAGUUCUCUCUUUUCUCUCCUUGCCCAGUUCUCUUUUUUCUCUCCUUGCCCAGUUCUCUCUUUUCUCUCCUUGCCCAGUUCUCUCUUUUCUUUUCUUGCCCAGUUCUCUCUUUUCUUUUCUUGCCCAGUUCUCUCUUUUUUUUCUUGCCCAGUUCUCUCUUUUCUCUCCUUGCCCAGUUCUCUCUUUUUUUCUUUCUUGCCCAGUUCUUUCUUUUUCUCUCCUUGCCCAGUUCUUUCUUUUCUCUCCUUUCUUGCUCUCUUUUCUUUUCUUGCCCAGUUCUCCUUUCUUUUCUUGCCCAGUUCUCUCUUUUCUCUCCUUGCCCAGUUCUCUCUUUUCUCUCCUUGCCCAGUUCUCCCUUUUCUUUUCUUGCCCAGUUCUCUCUUUUCUCUCCUUGCCCAGUUCUCUCUUUUCACUCCUUGCCCAGUUGUCCCUUUUCUCUCCUUGCCCAGUUGUCCCUUUUCUCUCCUUGCCCAGUUCUCUCUUUUCUCUCCUUGCCCAGUUCUCUCUUUUCUCUCCUUGCCCAGUUCUCUCUUUUCUUUUCUUGCCCAGUUCACUCUUUUCUUUUCUUGCCCAGUUCUCUCUUUUCUUUUCUUGCCCAGUUCUCUCUUUUCUCUCCUUGCCCAGUCCUCUCUUUUCGCUCCUUGCCCACUUCUGCCUUUUCUCUCCUUGCCCAGUUCUCUCUUUUCUUUUCUUGCCCAGUUCUCUCUUUUCUUUUCUUGCCCAGUUCUCUCUUUUCUCUCCUUGCCCAGUUCUCUCUUUUCUCUCCUUGCCCAGUUCUCUCUUUUCUCUCCUUGCCCAGUUCUCUCUUUUCUUUUCUUGCCCAGUUCUUCCUUUUCUCUCCUUGCCCAGUCCUCUCUUUUCUCUCCUUGCCCACUUCUCCCUUUUCUUUUCUUGCCCAGUUCUCUCUUUUCUUUUCUUGCCCAGUUCUCCCUUUUCUUUUCUUGCCCAGUUCUCCCUUUUCUUUUCUUGCCCAUUCUCCUUUUUCUUUUCUUUCUUGCCCAGUCCUCUUUUUUCUCUCCUUGCCCACUUCUCCCUUUUCUUUUCUUGCCCAGUUCUCUCUCUUUUCUCUCCUUGCCCACUUCUCCCUUUUCUUUUCUUGCCCAGUUCUCUUUUUCUUUUCUUGCCCAGUUCUCUCUUUUCUCUCCUUGCCCAGUUCUCUCUUUUCUUUUUUCUUGCCCAGUUCUUUCUUUUCUCUCUUUUCUCUCUUUUUUUUUGCCCAGUUCUUUCUUUCUCCCCUUGCCCACUUCUCCUUUUUUCUUUUUUCUUGCCCAGUUCUCUCUUUUCUCUCCUUGCCCACUUCUCUCUUUUCUCUCCUUUGCCCAGUUCUCUCUUUUCUUUUCUUGCCCAGUUCUCUUCUUUUCUCUCCUUGCCCAGUCCUCUCUUUUCUCUUCUUGCCAGUUCUCUUUUUCUUUUCUUGCCCAGUUCUUUCUUUUCUCUCCUUGCCCAGUUCUCUCUUUUUUUUUCUCCUUGCUCAGUUCUUUCUUUUCUCUCCUUGCCCAGUUCUCUCUUUUUCUUUUCUUGCCCAGUUCUCUCUUUUCUCUCCUUGCCCAGUUCUCCUUUUCUUUUUCUUUUUCUUUUUCUCUCCUUGCCCACUUCUCUCUUUUCUCUCCUUGCCCAGUUUUCUCUUUUUCUCUCCUUGCCCAGUUCUCUCUUUUCUUUCCUUGCCCAGUUCUCUCUUUUCUUUUCUUGCCCAGUUUUCUUUUUUCUUUUGCCCAGUUCUCUUUUUCUCUCCUUGCCUAGUUCUCUCUUUUCUCCCUUGCCCAUUUUCUCCCUUUUCUCUUUUCUUGCCCAGUUCUCUCUUUUUCUUUUCUUGCCCAGUUCUCUCUUUUCUCUCCUUGCCCAGUUCUCUCUUUUCUCUCCUUGCCCAGUUCUCUCUUUUCUCUCCUUGCCCAGUUCUUUCUUUUCUCUCCUUGCCCAGUUCUCUCUUUUCUUUUCUUGCCCAGUUCUUUUCUUUCUUGCCCACUUCUCCCUUUUCUUUUCUUGCUUUUCUUUUCUUGCCCAGUUCUCUCUUUUCUCUCCUUGCCCAGUUCUUCUCCUUUCUCUUUUCUCCUUGCCCAGUUCUCUCUUUUCUCCUUGCCCAGUUCUUUUUCUCUCCUUGCCCAGUUCUCUCUUUUCUCUCCUUGCCCAGUUCUUUUUUCUCUCCUUGCUUUUUCUUUUCUCUCCUUGCCCAGUUCUUUCUUUUCUCUCCUUGCCCAGUCCUCUUUUUCUCCUUGCCCAGUUCUCUCUUUUCUUUUUCUUGCCCAGUUCUCUCUUUCUCUCCUUGCCCAGUCCUCUCUUUUUCUCUCCUUGCCCAGUUCUCCUUUUCUUUUCUUGCCCAGUUCUCUCUUUUCUCUCCUUGCCCAGUUCUUUUUUUCUCUCCUUGCCCAGUUCUCUCUUUUCUCCUUGCCCAGUUCUCUUUUCUCUUUUCUUGCCCAGUUCUCUCUUUUCUCUCCUUGCCCAGUUCUCUCUUUUCUCUUCUUGCCCAGUUCUCUUUGCCCAAGUUUUCUUUUUUCUCUCCUUGCCCAGUUCUCUCUUUUCUCUUCUUUUUCUUCUCUUUCUCUCCUCUUUCUCUUUUCUUUUCUUGCCCAGUUCUCUCUUUUCUCUCCUUGCCCAGUUCUCUUUUUCUCUCCUUGCCUUCUCUCUUUUCUCUCCUUGCCCACUUCUCCCUUUUCUUUUCUUGCCCAGUUCUCUCUUUUCUUUUCUUGCCCAGUUCUCUCUUUUCUCUCCUUGCCCAGUUCUCUCUUUUCUCUCCUUGCCCAGUCCUCUCUUUUCUCUCCUUGCACAGUCCUCUCUUUUCUCUCCUUGCCCAGUUCUCUCUUUUCUUUUCUUGCCCAGUUCUUUCUUUUCUCUCCUUGCCCAGUUCUCUCUUUUCUUUUCUUGCCCAGUUCUCUCUUUUCUCUCCUUGCCCAGUUCUCUCUUUUCUCUCCUUGCCCAGUUCUCUCUUUUCUCUCCUUGCCCAGUUCUCUCUUUUCUUUUCUUGCCCAGUUCUUUCUUUUCUCUCCUUGCCCAGUUCUCUCUUUUCUUUUCUUGCCCACUUCUCUCUAUUCUUUUUUUGACCAGAUCACUCUUUUCCUUUCCUGCCCAGUUUCUCUCUCUCUCACUUUCUUACUGA